Molecule: messenger RNA, 1683 nt
Organism: Seriola dumerili (greater amberjack)
Lineage: Eukaryota; Metazoa; Chordata; Actinopteri; Carangiformes; Carangidae
Product: high-affinity choline transporter 1-like
Exons: 8
Coding region: 1-1683 (560 amino acids)
Biological process (GO): transmembrane transport; choline transport; acetylcholine biosynthetic process
Cellular component (GO): plasma membrane
Molecular function (GO): choline:sodium symporter activity
Source: RefSeq, a predicted model, not a curated record
AUGGCUGUCAACAUCCUGGGAGUGGCAGUGAUGAUGGUUUUCUACCUGCUGGUUCUCGGGGUCGGGAUCUGGGCGUCUGUCAAGUCCAAAAGGGAGGAGAGCAAAAGUGCAGCUAACAAGAUGGACAUGGCCCUGCUGGGAAACCGAAGCAUAAACAAGGUGGUGGGGGCCUUCACAAUGACAGCCACGUGGGUUGGAGGAUGUUUUAUCAUGGGAUUGAGUGAGAUGACUUACACCCCCUCCAUGGGACUAACGUCAGCCAUAAUCCUGUUAACAGCUUUCUCUUUUUGUUUUAUUUUAGGUGGUCUUGUGUUCGCCAAACCCAUGAGAGACAACGAGUAUGUCACCAUGUUGGACCCUUUCAAUGUCAAGUAUGGGAAAGCAGUGAUGGCCCUUCAGUCACUGUGUGCACUGCUGAUUGAUUUGUUGUGGUUGGCAGCAACACUGAUUGGUUUAGGUGGCACCACAAGUGUGAUUUUGGAUUUGUCCUACACUGUCAGCAUCUGGAUCUCUGUCAUCGUCGUCAUUAUCUACACACUGCUGGGCGGACUCUACUCUGUGGCCUACACUGACAUCAUACAGCUCGUCCUAAUAUUCAUCACCCUGUGGACCUGUGUCCCCUUUGUCUUCAUGAACCCCUCCUCCCUGGACAUCACCCAGACGGCCCUGAACUACACCUUUCAGGCUCCAUGGAUCAAUAAACUGGAGAGCAAGUUUGCCUGGACGAACAUCGAUGGUUUCUUAUAUCUGUCACUGGGAAGUCUGGGAUACCAGUCCUUCCAUCAGAGGACCUUGUCAGCUUCGUCCUCGUCUUCUGCCAAGAUGUCUUGCUUUGUUGCUGCUUUCUGUAUCCUUAUUUUUGGAAUACCUCCAAUCCUUAUUGGGGCAGUGGCUGCAUCUACAGACUGGAACCUCACUUCUUAUGGUUCUCCAUCUCCCCUGGAUCGUGGAGAGGGAGCCAUGGUCCUGCCCAUCACCCUGCAUCACCUCACCCCAAGCUUCAUCUCCCUCAUUGGUACCGGAGCCAUCGCCGCUGCUGUCAUGUCAUCAGCGGACUCUGCUCUACUCGCCAUAGCCUCCAUCUUCACCUCCAACAUCUACAAGACGAUCCUGAGGCCUCAGGCGUCACAGAGAGAGAUUCAGUGGGUGAUCUAUGUGUCUGUGGUGGCGGGGGGCCUGGCCUGCACAGCACUCACCAACCUGAAGAACAAUGUUGUAAUACUGCUGUUAUUUGGUAGCGAGCUGGCCUACAUCUUGACCUUCUCUCAACUCAUCUGCGCCUUGUUCUUCAGCAUCUCCAACGGUUAUGGUGCUGUUAUCGGCUGGGUGACAGGGCUGGUGUUAAGACUGCUGAGUGGAGUCCCAUUUCUGGGGGUAGCGCCAGUCAUACACUUCCCAGGAUGCACUCUUGAGGACGGCAUUUACGUCCAGUACGCUCCCAUUAAGACCAUUGCGAUGCUUGCUGCCUUCACUGCCAACUUGUUGUUCUCGUACCUGGCGUCGGUGCUCUUCAACAGAGGCCUGCUUCCUCAGUGGUGGGAUGUGUUUGAGGUGAAAGCCCCGCCCUCGCCACGACCGCUUACACCAACAGACGCUGAAGAAGGACACAACAAGAUGGAGAAGUUGGAUGAGAAACAAUCUCAUCAAGAAGCUUCAGAGCCAAUGAUUAGCACCACGUGUUAA